AUGGCUUCGCAACCCGAUGGCAGCCCGGCGACGCCUACGCCGCGUCACCGGCUGACUGGAGUUGAGCGGCCCUUUGCCCUUCACCCGCCCGCGAUGUCCUUCGGUGCUGGCUCGAGCCACCACUACCGGUUUUCCGAUUUCGACGAGGGAAUGUUUUCCGAGCACGCUGAAGUUUCGGCCGAUCAAGCUAAGCGCGCAUUACGCGCCCACCUCGCCGAAACGGAACGCCGUAUGGCCGAGGCUGGCCGCUUGGGUACCGCUUUGGUCCAGCAGCAGAAGGACCUCACAGACCGGCUUCGUGAGGUUGAAGAGCUGCAGUCAGAGUCUGACUUGGCACCAGAGCUCAAGAAGAAGCUGGCCGACCUGGAGAAGGAGUAUGACGAUGUCGCAAGGGAAACUGCUCGUGCGUUCUUGCCGAAACAGCGUAUUCCCAGCAAUGAAUCUACUGGCUCUCCCGAAGGAAAGGGAGGACGGAGGUCUUUGAGUCCUGUCAAGUACGAAAGCCACGCGUCAGGUUCCCCUAGCAAGCUGACCGUCUCGACUCGCAAACAACGCAACCAACCGACGAAUCGUGUACACGACAUCGAAUUCGCGGCCGAAAUCAGCACGUCACUUAUUUCUCAGGUUCGCGGCCUGCAAGCUCUUCUGGCUGAGCGCGAGGAAGAGCUCCGCGAUACCAAGCAGGACCAAGCCCGACUCGAAGACGAAGGCGAAAGUCUUCGGGAACGGAUCAAGGAGUUGGACGAGAGCGAGCAUCGCUACAAAGAGGAGAACUGGAAUCUCGAGACACGCAUUCACGAGUUCGAAGCUGCACAGCGUGAUGCUGCUGAUAACGAGAAGAAGGUGGCCCAACAACUUGCCACUCUCCUGGCAGACAAGACCAAGUCACAGCGUGAGCUUGAUGAGCUUAAGGCCUCCCAUUCGCGCCUCGUGGAUGACCACACAGCUGCGGUGAAGCUCCACGACAUUGAACUUGGUACAGCCAAGCGUAAUAUGGCCAUGGCGGACAGCGAGAAGGCUGCCCUCCAGCGCCGGAUUGAUGAGCUGGCUGGCCAGAACCAGGAGCUUGCAAGAGCCGUGUCGAUGCAGCACCGCACCCGUGCUGUUGAGAGCGAUGCCGUCCCUGCCACCAGCGAUGAUGAUUUCGACACUGCUGCUGAUAACAUCACACCUGAGCACUCGCCCCCGGCAUCUCCCAUCAAAGGCACUCCGCGGCACUCUGUUCUGGAGUCGGAGACCCUCAAGACGUCCCUGCUCCAUGCCCAGCGUACUCUGCAGAGUCUGCGUACAAACCUCCACCGCGAGAAGACAGAGAAGCUUGAGCUCCGCCGCAUGCUUCAAGACACCCGCGACGAGCUCGAGCGCGCCCGUUCUGACCCUAACGGAUCUGGCUCUGGUACCUCAAAGAAGAACCGCAAGGACCCUAUUCAUAACAAGCUUCGCUCUAGCCAACUUGGUGGCGCCCGCUCUAGCCGGACUGACCUCUAUAUGCUGGCGUCCAACGACCCGGAUUGGGAAGAAGUCCAAGGUGACGCGUCGCCAUCAGCUGCAAAGGCUCGGGCUGGUCCUACCGACGUUAGCGACCAGUUUGACACCGCCAACGAGGCUCAGCUAAGCGACACAUCCUUUGCUACUGCCAACGAUGGCGCGGGAACGGCCGAGGACUUCCAUACGGGCGCCGAGGCUGUAUCGAGUGGCGAAGAUACCAUGACUGAGACCGAGCAAGACGCGAGCCGACGUCGUACGCUCGUUGCCAAGAGCGGCUCCGCAACCGCGGCGGAUGCUUCCGUCGACCUUGACAACGACCCUGCCAACCAGAGCACUGCCUCAACUUCCGACGACGAUGACUUCGACUCGCCUCGGACGCCUACUGCUUCUUUGUCAGCAUCCGGGGUUUCUCGUAUGCGCCUUCGUGCCAGCCGCAGCUCGCUUGCAUCUCGUCGCCUACGGCAUAUGAGCAGCGUCGAUGAGGUUGGCAGCAGCCCCGGUGGUAUCCAAGGCAGUCCAUACAGUGCCGCUGGCUCUCCUGCUACGAUGGCCCACACGCCAGGAUCUGUUAACAGCACUCCCCGGGUGGCGGGUCCUCAACAGAGUCUCUUUGCUGAACUGGGUGACCUGGGUGAGGACAGCGAUGAAGAGGUUGCGAGCGACGGCACCCCCAGCCGCGUUCGCAGCCCGAGGAUCAUCAUCCCGUCUGGCUUCGGCGGAUCUGUAAAGUCUACCAGCAGCAGCAACUCGAUUGCUCAUUCGCCUCUGACCCAGAUUGGCCAGUCACCCAAGAUUGUCAUGGUUGACCGUUCUACGCUCACCGACGCUGUGACGAUUCUUCCCUGGUCUGAGGCCGACGAAAAGCAGGCGCAGACUGGCCUUGAUCGCACUCCAGAAUCACGCCCCUCCUCUUUCAUGUCUGAAGGUGCAGGGAACGUUGGCGAGAAGCUAAAGGAGUUCCCCUCACCACCUACGUCUCCUCCUGGCCGUGGCAACCUCCUCACGCCGGUUGUUUUGUCGCCACCAAACGCGGAGCCAACGUCUCGCAGUAUCGAGGCUGGACCAGACUCGGAGCCAGACGUGACAUUCACACUCUCCGAAGUGUUCUCAGUGCCUAUCGACCCUGUCGCAACGCCGAUUGUGCCGGCAGUCUUUACUGUCUCUGGUGUUAGCCUGAUGUCGAUUGAGCCUGUUGCAGAGCCAGAAUCUCCCAAACCUUCUCCAAUUAUUCUGGGCAUGUCAUCGGUGUCGGUGGAGCACGUCACGCCAAAGAUGCCUACCACACCGGAGCCGGAGCCAGUUCCUGCUUUCACAACGUCGCUGUUGCAUGCUGUGAACGUUACCCCCAUCGAGCUGCCUGCGCCAGUAAUACCCGUCCCUGUGCCGGUGGUGCUGCCGAAGGAGGCGCCGCCAACAUUCACCUUCUCAGCCAUCGAGAAGCAGCACGUGCCACCCGUGGCAGAGCCGGAGCCUGUUAUCGUGCCACUUGACCCUCUUUCAUUCUCUUGCUUCCAUGCCCAGAAUGUGGCUCCGGUCUCUGAGCCGGAGCCGGUGUUGCCACCCAUUGAGCCUUUCACUUUCACCGCGCUGCAGACCCUGCACGUGGAGCCGGUGCAGGAGCCCGAGAUACCACUGCCUCCCCUCCCGCAGUUCUCGGUUUCAGACAUCCAGCGCCAACACGUUGAGCCCAUCGCCACGCCCCAGAAGCCCAUGCCGACGAUGGUUGUUUCUAACGUGCUCUCACAGCACGUCCCACCCUUCGUUGUCGGGGAGCCAGAAGAGGAAGUGAUUCCUGUUCCUGUCGGCGUGUCCACUGCAACUCAGACCGAUGAGUGGAAGCCCGAGGUGCCUGUUGCUUCGGCUGGUGUGAUCGGCGCUGGGGCUGCGCUUCUUGGUGGUGGCGCAGCGGCGGCAGCCGACCUUAAUGAUGAUAGUGUGCCUCGCAGCCCGAAGCGCAACGGAUUCAUCCUCCCGAGAGACUUCGACCCCAUACUUGCGCAGGAUGAGAAUGCUCGGCCGCGUGGCCGUCCUACGACUCCCAAUCGGGAGAACACAAGCGCGCUCUUUGGCUGGUCAAAGGCGAAGGGCCCUUCUACGCCCAUCAUUGCCGAGGAUGAGACUCGGCAGUCACCGAACGCCAGCCCGCUUGCCGAGACUCCUGAGUCCCAGCGUCCUUUCAAGGAGAUUUCUGCCAAUGCUAGCGCUCCUAGGCAUGCCGACCACAGUCAGGGGCAUGCAGAUGACCAAGAUUUUAUGCCGUCUUCUUCUUCACCUCAGUCCGUGAUUCGUGAUGAGGCCUUUGAGACCACGCCUCGUACCGCCGGCCGUGGAUUCAAGUCCAUCCCACCUCCCGAGCACACCCGCACCGCCUCCCAGGAUAGCAACACUGGCUCUGUACGGCGAGGCAUGCACUCUGAUGCCAUCCGGAACGAGAUCGCCGCUGCUGCGCUUGCCAGCUCCCGGCGUCCUGGCUCCUCGUCUAGCAACCGGCGAACGUCCAGUGACUUUGCUUUGCCGCCGUUACCUGCUAAUCACAGGGAGGUCAUUGAGGCUGCACGUACGGGAUCUGCUGGUUCUAUGGCUGGCGAGAUGGCCGGUCCUUCAAACUGGCGUGUUCGUACACCCACUGGCUCUGCACGGGAGCCCGCUUUCGCCACCCAGGGCGGUGCGACGCCCACGCCACGGGCAAACAGCCGUACGGCUAUCAUUGGUGAUAUGCGGCCCCCAUCUCGCCCGGCAUCCCGCACAAAUGCAAGCCAGACUGGCGCCUCUGGCGUUCAUAACACGAUCAGCCGGCAGACGUCCAUGUCUUCGUUUGCGUCAGAAGUUGAUGCCCGAUUCCAUAUUCACGAUGGAAGUGAUGUCUUCGGGACUGGUUAUGGCCAUACCGAUCCCCGCAUGAUCCAGGCUAUCACCCAGACCAUGAUAGGCGAGUACCUCUGGAAGUACACGCGUAAGACGGGCCGCUCCGGCCUCUCUGAGAACCGCCACCGCCGGUACUUCUGGAUCCACCCGUAUACGCGGAUGCUCUCUUGGAGCGAUCAUGGCCCAACCCCCGGAAGCCGUUCUGAGCAACGCGCCAAGAGCAUCCCCAUUGAGGGCGUCCGCGUUGUGACCGACGACAAUCCUAUGCCGCCUGGCCUGCACCGGAAGAGUCUUAUCGUCAUUUCUCCUGGCCGCACUGUCAAGUUUACCUGCCCGACCAGUCAUCGCCACGAGAUUUGGUUUAACGCCUUGUCCUAUUUACUUCUUCGCAACGAUGAGGUGCCAAACGAUGGCAUGACCGCCAACGGAGAGCCGAUCACCCGCGAGGAUGUGGAUGAAUUCAACCCACCAUUUGCCGGCAAUCGCCUGUCUGCAGCUCCCCAAGCACGCCGCCGGCCGCCGGUGUCCCUUGCGUCGUAUAAUUCGCGCACAACACGGAACGAGUCGCCGGCAUUGGACAUGUCCAUGAACAUUCCGACGCUGACACCGACCCCUAACAAGAAAGCGUCGGCUGCAGCAGGCUCUAUGACUCCGUCGACGUCUGUGGCUGGCCUCACAUCUCGCAGCCGCCUCAGCCGCAUCGGCGGUUACUGGCGGUCUAGCCAGUCAUUAUCGGCGCAAUUCAAUAGCUUCCGUGGUCGCAGCACCACGCCCCUUGGCCACAGGCACACGAACAGUGGCGCACAGGGCAGCGGCAUCUACGAGGCUAGUGAAAUGAACGACAGCGCCGAGGAGCUGCGGGCAAUGUACGAGGCGCAGGACAGGGCAUCUGACCGUCUUGAGAAUGUCCGAGCGUGCUGUGAUGGUAAACAUGAUGUCGGUAUGCUAUCGCAUAGUUCGCGCCGCCACCGUCACUCUAAUGGAGCAUCGUCUGUCAUGUCGACGCCGACACAUAGUACUAGGCACCGUUCUUAG
Messenger RNA from Sporothrix brasiliensis 5110, 5388 nucleotides. RefSeq names its product nuclear migration protein. NCBI's taxonomy places the organism in Eukaryota, Fungi, Ascomycota, Sordariomycetes, Ophiostomatales, Ophiostomataceae. Gene Ontology annotation, biological process: microtubule cytoskeleton organization; maintenance of protein location in cell cortex; dynein-driven meiotic oscillatory nuclear movement. Bases 1 to 5388 code for a protein of 1795 amino acids. Gene Ontology annotation, cellular component: mitochondrion; cell cortex. Gene Ontology annotation, molecular function: tubulin binding; phospholipid binding. The record is from RefSeq and is a predicted model, not a curated record. The transcript is spliced from 2 exons.